CCGAUCCAGGCUGCUCCUCCCCACUUUCUGGGAACUUUUCCCCAACUUCCCUGCAACUCAUUUUUUGGCUCUCAGCCUCCCGUUGGUCCGGCGGAACCCAAUCUCCGCCUGACAAAUAAUAGUACGGCGGCCACUUUGGCCUGACUUCCCUCUGACAGCCUAUUCCGACCAGUUACGGAGGAGCCGGCCUCGCGAGAGUAAUGCCAUUGGCUGGAUGCCCUGCCCCUCAAACUCUUAAGUCUUUCGCUUCCAAUCAGGACGCAACUGUAGAAGAGCGCCACGCGUGGGGGGAGGGGAGGCCUCCGUAACUCUCCCGCUAGCCUCCCCACUCUUCCUGCCUUUGUUUACAUCGCUGCAGUGGUGGCUGGAGUACAGGCACUCAAGCGUCCUGUGCUCCGGUGACAGCCCUCUCUGUUCUUUCCUGAGGAGACGCUAAACUCUCAGGAAGAUUUACUAUCUCUAGGAGAAACUGAGGCAGGAAGGGCGCGGCUGCGUAUGUUUUCCUUAAAUUCCGUUUGUGGACGCGCAGCCUCUUAAUCCCCUAUUCCCAGAUGCAGCGGCCCUACAGUGGCUCCUCGCAGGGUGCCACCCACUUUCCUGGUAUAAGGCUGAGGGCGGGGUUUGUCUGGGCAGGUCCAGGAUGCAAUAUCCUGGAGGAAAGAAAAGGUGUAGUGUUUGGGGCGGUCGGCGGGUUAGGUAGGCUUGGCAGGGCUGGGUUCUUCGGAACAGGUAAUACCCGGGGGGCUCCGUUUGUCUGAACCUGUGAGAGAAAGAUGGAGGCGAGAUCUCCAGGCGACAGAAGCAUGGAUCUCCGAACCCCUGACCUCCUGGACUCGUGGCUGGAGCCCCCAGAAGAUAUCUUUUCGAUGGGAUCCUUCCCGGAGCUGGGACUCCACUGUCCCCCUCCAGAGAUCCCGGUGACUAGGCUACAAGAACAGGGGCUGCAAGGCUUGGAGUCCAGUGGGGGCCAUGGCUGUGGCCUUCAAGAGAGUGAGCCUGAAGAUUUCCUGAAGCUUUUCAUUGAUCCCAAUGAAGUGUACUGCUCAGAAGCAUCUCCUGGCAGUGACAGUGCCAUCUCUGAGGACCCUGGCCAUCAAGAUAGUCCCCCUCCACCCAGAGCACCCUGUUCUCCUGCCCUCUAUAAGGUUGUCUAUGAGGCAGGGGCCCUGGAGAGGAUGCAAGGGGAAGCUGAACCCAAUGUAGGGCUCAUCUCCAUCCAGCUAGAUCAGUGGACCCCAUCAUUUUUGGUGCCUGAUGUCUGCAUGGUCAGUGAGCUGCCCUUUGAUGCCAAUGCCCAUAUCCUGCCCAGGGCAGGCACCAUAGCCCCAGUGCCUCCUGCAACCCUGCUGCCAUGUCAAACCCUGUUCCUGACAGAUGAGGAGAAGCGUCUGCUGGGGCAGGAAGGGGUUUCUCUCCCCUCUAACCUGCCUCUCACCAAGGCAGAGGAGAGGGUCCUCAAGAAGGUCAGAAGGAAAAUACGUAACAAGCAGUCAGCUCAGGACAGUCGGCGGCGGAAGAAAGAGUACAUCGAUGGGCUAGAGGUUAGGGUGGCAGCCUGUUCUGCACAGAACCAGGAACUACAGAAAAAAGUCCAGGAGCUGGAGAGGCACAACAUCUCCUUGGUGGCUCAGCUCCGCCAACUGCAGACACUCAUUGCUCAAACCUCCAGCAAAGCUGCCCAGACCAGCACUUGUGUUCUGAUCCUUAUUUUUUCCCUGGCUCUCAUCAUUCUGCCCAGCUUCAGCCCAUUUCAGGGUCUACCAGAAGUUGGGCCUGAGGAUUACCAGCCUCAUGGAGUGAUUUCCAGAAAUAUCCUGACCCACAAGGACAUGACAGAAAAUCUGGAGACUCAAGUGCCAGAGUCUAGACUGGGGGAACCACCUGGAGCCAAGGGUACAAACGGCUCAACAAAGACACCGCUUGAGAAGACAGAAGGAAAGACAGGACCCAGUGGGCACAUCAGAACAGUGCUGCAUGCAGAUGAGAUGUGAACUGGAACAGAGGCCUUCCUGGCCUACUUCCCAAUCAUAACGAGGACGCCAGGGCUUCCCCCUGGGACUCCCACUCAGGUGUCUCUGCUCUCAAAGGUCGGAAUCACUUCAGGACACCUGAGGCCUGAUCUACCUAUAUGAGAGGACACCUAAAAUACUUCUGUUAUGUAUCUGUGAUUUAUUUCUUCUUUGGGGAUAGGGUUGAGGAAAAACAAGUUUUGACUGAAAAAUAAACUUUUUAGCUGAAA
This is a messenger RNA of Microcebus murinus (gray mouse lemur), 2239 nucleotides long. RefSeq names its product cAMP responsive element binding protein 3 like 4 (gene CREB3L4). Gene Ontology annotation, biological process: regulation of transcription by RNA polymerase II. The record is from RefSeq and is a predicted model, not a curated record. Lineage: Eukaryota; Metazoa; Chordata; Mammalia; Primates; Cheirogaleidae. Gene Ontology annotation, molecular function: DNA-binding transcription factor activity, RNA polymerase II-specific; RNA polymerase II cis-regulatory region sequence-specific DNA binding. Gene Ontology annotation, cellular component: nucleus.